Messenger RNA from Fusarium fujikuroi IMI 58289, 348 nucleotides. RefSeq lists its product as uncharacterized. The coding region runs from base 1 to 348 and encodes 115 amino acids. NCBI's taxonomy places the organism in Eukaryota, Fungi, Ascomycota, Sordariomycetes, Hypocreales, Nectriaceae. The transcript has 2 exons. The record is from RefSeq and is a predicted model, not a curated record.
AUGACAAACGGACUACAAGCGCUGCAUUGUGACUCAAAGGUCAGGGUUUUAUCAGACAACGUCGCCAUUCAGCUUCACAGAUGUAUCGAGAACAUGAAGAAGGGACACAUCACCAAGGAGGAUAUCAAGAGAGUCGACUCACUGCUCUCGCGUGUUUUCAAACGACUUGAAUCCAGGAAGGUGUCUAAGGAUGUCGUCCAGAGUGGCGAUUACAUCGCAACGUGCUCAAGAAUGAGAUCGCCGAGGCCCAAGAGUGGCGAUGCCAUGGAUGAUUUGGAAAUGAAGAGUUUCUUCAUAGAAGAUGACGACGAUGACGACGAUGACGACGAUGACGAUACGGAGAUGUGA